UUUAAGCGUAAUAUCAAAUCUAAGCAAAAGAUCUAUGAUUCCAACAGUAUGGUUGCCAUGGAAAUAAAUGCUGCAAAGGGAACUAGAACAUACCAAGUUUGGCCAGGGAACAAUGUAUUUUUUUGUCAUGGCCGACUUGUAUGCGGUCCAGAUCAAAGAGGGUUGUUCCUGACAUCUGUUUCUAUCCUGAUUUCAACUUGGAUUUUCACCAUUUACAUUGCAAAUGAUUUGCAAAAUACUAACCCCACUCUUGUUAUCACUAUAUGUUUGAUUCUAACUAUAGUGAUUAUUGUCAACUUGAUUCUGGUUACAGCCAUUGACCCUGGAAUCACUCCCCGAAGCACUCAACAAUCAUCUAUUGAAGAUACUGAUAGCAGUAAUGGGAGUAGGAGGAAGAAGGUAACUAUUAAUGGGGUUCAACUGAAACUAAAAUUUUGUCGGAUUUAUAGGAUUUUUAGACCUCCAAGGAGUUGCCAUUGCGCCAUCUGUGACAACUGUGUUGAAAAAUUUGAUCACCACUGUCCAUGGAUUGGUCAGUGUAUUGCACUGAGAAACUAUCGGUUCUGUUUGGCAUUCUUGAUAACAGCAUUAAUGUUCUUUAUCUACAUAUUUGCUUUCUCUUGUUGGAGGAUUCACCAAAGAGUGUUGGAAAGUGGUAUCGGGUUGUUUGGAAUGCUGAUGAACUGCCCUGAAACCUUGGCAUUGACAUUGUUUAGCUUUGCUGCCAUUUGGUUCCUAGGUGGCCUUGCUAUCUUCCACUCCUAUUUAACUGCAAUAAAUCAGACAGCAUACGAGAAUUUCCGGAAUAGCUAUGAGGGCUCUCCCAAACCAUAUGACAAAGGAAUAAUAGGUAAUAUAACGGAAGUGUUGUUUGCACCUUUACCUCCUUCCAGAGUUGAUUUUAGGGCUGAAGCAAUGCCAAGGUGGAACGUGGAAGAUGAGAUGCCUCCUCUUGGCUGAUCAUUUAAAAGUUCAGAACAUAGUGGCAAAGCCUGAGUUGAAUGGCUUCUUUCAUGAGAGCAACAGUAUUUGCUUGGACAUACUGUUAAAACGUUUAAAAAGCAAAUGCAGAUCAAGAAUUUUUACAAAAGAGAUAUCAAAUAGCAAGUACCUAUAAAUACAAACUAUGUUACUCGAAUUCUAUGGUUGUCAAUGAAUGGAGGUAGUGCAGUAGGACUACUGUGACGAUGCCGAUCAAUAAUAUCAUGCUGGUGGCCCUUGUAGCAAUAAAUUUCUUCAUAAAUUACAAUCAAUUAAUGUAUCAGAUACUAUUUAUGUUAAAGAUAGAUAA
Gossypium arboreum is the source of this 1291-nucleotide messenger RNA. RefSeq names its product probable protein S-acyltransferase 6. The transcript is spliced from 5 exons. Gene Ontology annotation, biological process: protein targeting to membrane; peptidyl-L-cysteine S-palmitoylation. Gene Ontology annotation, molecular function: protein-cysteine S-palmitoyltransferase activity. The coding region runs from base 49 to 960 and encodes 303 amino acids. Gene Ontology annotation, cellular component: endoplasmic reticulum; Golgi apparatus. The record is from RefSeq and is a predicted model, not a curated record. NCBI's taxonomy places the organism in Eukaryota, Viridiplantae, Streptophyta, Magnoliopsida, Malvales, Malvaceae.